AACAGUCUCAUUCACACGCCCAGCUCUGUAGAGGAGUAUCAGUUAGUUCCAGAGGAGGCUGGAUUAGAAGCGGAUACUGAGUUGUCUCCUGAGUAAACGCGCACCUGCUUCGUUCGGUACUGCCUGACGAAUUAUUUUCUCGCUUUUACAGUUUUAAUCAAAGCAAAGUGCUGAGGUGGAAAUUUGUAAAAUGACGGACACGCUGUUACAACACGGGGGCGAGAGCGGCGGUGUGGGGGAGAGUGAGUACUUCAUUAAGGGCUGUAACCCGCUGGCUCAGACAGGCCGCAGCAAACUCCAGAAUCAGAGAGCGAGUUUGAAUCAGAAGAUCAUUAAACAGAUGAGAAUGAGAGCUGGGGCAGAAAAUCUCCUCAAGGCCACAUCCAACAAUAAAGUGCGAGACAUGGUCUUGAUGGAGCUGAGCUACGCAAAUUCCAACCUGCAGCAUCUCAAGGAGGAACUGGAAGGUCUAAACAGCUCCGUGGAGGUUUAUCAGAACGUACAAGAUUCACCUGUAAUCCCUCUCAUUCCUCUGGGUCUGAAGGAGACCAAAGAAGUGGAUUAUUCAGUUGCGUUUAAGGACUUUAUCCUGGAGCAUUAUAAUGAGGACGGAGCUCACUAUCAGGAGGAGAUUGAUGAUCUGAUGGAUCUCAGACAGGCUUGCCGUACUCCUAGACGUAGCGACGUAGGGGUUGAUCUGCUUGCUGGCUACUUCAGCCAGCUAGCCCUCUUGGAAAGCCGUUUCUUUUCCCCGAAUCGGCAGAUUGGCAUUUUCUUCACCUGGUAUGACUCUUUUACAGGAGUGCCAGUGUGCCAGAAGAAUAUCUCCCUGGAAAAAGCCAGCAUCUUGUUCAACAUGGCUGCACUCUACAGCCAGAUCGGUACACGCUGCGACAGACACGCACAGGCCGGCCUCAACGAUGCCAUCGCUGCCCUGCAACAAUCAGCUGGUGUGCUCAAUUACCUCAAAGAGACGUUCACGCACACUCCCAGCUACGACAUGAGCCCUGCCAUGUUGAGCAUGCUGAUAAGGAUGAUGCUAGCACAGGCGCAGGAGUGCCUGUACGACAAGAUCAAUCUGCAGGGCGUCCGCAACGAGUUCUUCAGCCUGCUCAGGAUUGCUCAGGAAGCUGCCAGAGUGGCAGAUGUGUAUGAACAGGUGCAUCAGUCCAUGAUCCAGACCCCUAUUAAAGACAAUGUGCCCCUCUUCUGGUCUACAAUGGCACAAGUGAAGAUCCAUUACUACCGUGGCCUCGCCCAUUACUAUGUCUCCACAUCUUUAAUAGACCAUCAGUUAACCCCCAGUGAUGAUGAUGAUAAACAGGAGAAGGCUCUAUCUCAGUUGUAUGACAACAUGCCUGACGGACUCUCGGCCCUCGAGAUCUUGAAGGACAAACAGGAAAGGUGUCGCGUAGGCAAGGCUCAUCUUAGACGUGCGACUUCGGAACAGGAAGAGGCAGUGCGUGUCCAGGGGUUCUGCCGUCAUCUCCGCGACCUCGACGUCCUCAAGGCCAUCCUGGAAGCCAGCCACAGAUAUUCACUCGGGAAACUGGAGCAAAACGAAAAUAAGGACGAGUUCACAGACUUCAUGGAGGCACCAGAAAUAAUCUCAAAAACUGAGCAGAGUGCAGAACUUGAAGUCCCUUCAACCACAAAGGUGAAAGUCAAAGACUUGUUCCACCGACUGGGGCCGUUGUCCAUAUUCUCAGCCAAGCAGAGAUUGACGACACCCCGCACUGUCAGGGUGAAGGUAGAGGACAGAGAUCUAGGUUUCACACUGAAGGGCGAGGCACCUGUCCAGAUUCAGUCACUUGACCCUCUCUGUCAUGCAGCUGCCAAUGGCAUAAAGGAGGGCGAUUAUCUGGUUGCCGUGGGCGAUACCGAUUGUAAAUGGAUGGGUGUCAGUGAUGUCAUGAAGCUGCUGAAAGACGUGGACGAGGAAGGCAUCGACAUUAAAGCCGUCAGCUUGAUGGACAGCAGCAGCCAGCCAAUGCCAGCGAAAAGCGCCACAUACUCCGGCGGCCUCCCGAAAACCUACUCCAUGAUCUGCCUGGCCCACGACGAUGACGACAAACACCCGAAAGCACGCAAGGUCUCCAAGAAGACCUCGUUCAUCAACUGGGGGCUGAAGAACAAGCACAAGAGUGCCAGCACGCUCAGCCUGCCCACAGUAAACUAUAAGCCCACGGUUCCCAGCUACUAUAACAACAGUGGCCUCCACUGAGCUCACGGAUGUAGCAAGGACAAACGGAGGACACCUAGUGAUCUGCUGGUAGUGGAGUAGCAUUUCGUUCUGCAGGUACAAACAGAUCAGAGGAAAAUAUAAUGGGUUUAUAAAGGAAAAGUACAUUUGCACAGAAUAUUUAAAGAUUAAUGAAGGAUGUUUUGUUUCUUGUGUGAGCUGGUAAUCAGUUUAUAGGCUUGCAGGUCAUUGGCAUGGAAAAUUAUUAGAAUUAGGUAGUUCUUUUAUGUCGCAGAUCUGUUCUAAUGGGUGUGUGCCAUAUAUACUUUAUCAUACACAUCUUGUUCUUUUACCAAUCGAGCUGCUGUUGUAAAUGGUUCUUAUUUUGUGGUAUUUCUACCAAAGGGUCAAAUAUUAUUGUUAAGAUAGUUUCCUAAUGUGUUUCUUAGUGAGUGAUAUCAGUCAGUUUGUCCUAAGUUCCACUUGUCUUCAUUGUAAUACAUUCCAUACAGUAGUCUAUAUAUUAAACGGGUAUCAUUAGGGGUGCACGGAUCCGAAUCGUCCCUCGUUUUUGGUGGGACAUGAGCGCCAAAACUGAUCUGCUGCUGACAUUUUCGACUGAAUACAGUGCAAGCAGUUAAGGAUUAAGGGCUUUGCUCAGCGGUUCAGAUGAGCUUAAACAAAUGAUCUUCUGAUUACUAGUCCAGUACCCUAACCACUAAGCCGAACCGAACCGACCUGCAUCAAACAUUCCCUUGUGUGUUCCCUCCUUGUUUCUACACUCACUGUCCAUUUUAUCAGUUCCACUUUCCAUAUAGUUCUACAAAUACUGACUGUAGUCCAUCUGUUUCUCUACAUACUUUUUUAACCUGCUUUUACUCUGUUCUUCAGUGGUCAGGACCCCCACAAGUGCACUGCACUGACACUGGUGGUGGUGUGUUAGUGUGCGUCGUGCUGGUAUGAGUGGAUUAAAUACCGUGCCCACUCACUGUCCACUCUGUUACACACUCCUACCUAGUUGGUCCACCAUGUCGAUGUAAACUCAGAGACGAUCGCUCAUCUAUUGCUGCUGUUUGAGUUGGUCAUCUUUGAGAUCUUCAACAGUGGUCAUGGGGCGCUGUUGGCUGGAUGUUUUUGGUUGGUGGACUAUUCUCAGUCAACACACCACCAUCGAGUCAGUGUCACUGCAGCGCUGAGAAUGACCCACCACCUAAAUAAUACCUGCUCUGUGGGGGUCCUGACCAUUGAAGAGCUUCCACAUGGUAAGUUGAGCUGAUAAAAUGGACAGCGAGUGUAGAAACAAGGAGGUGGUUUAAAUGUUAUGGCUGAUCAGUGUAUAUAUACUUAAUGUUGAUAGUAGUUUGGUACGAUGCAACAUAUUUAUGCCACUUUGCACCAAGUGUGUAUGGAGUGUAGGGAUGUACAUAUUGGUCACAUGAUGCAAAAGUUAGUAGGCGGUUCCUGUUUGUUACUUUUCUAGUGCAUACUAGUCUAAUCUAUUUUAUAAAAUCUGUUCAUAUGGGUGGCAAGAUGAAUUGUGCCAGGACUGUAGUUGGUUCUCGAGUUCAACCUCGAAGGAUUGAAAAGGAAUCUUAUUUAGGACAACGGACAACCUUUUUUUUCUGCUGUCACUUCUUGUUUUUACGUAGGCUAACACUCCUCCAAGUGUUAGAUGUAUCUCACUGUCUACAAGGUAGAUUCCUAUACACAUUUGAUAAUCAAAUAAAUAGGACACGCAAAGAGAAAGAUGUAUAAAUAUAUGUGUGUAUGUAUGUAUGUAUUCAUUUGAUGUAUUUAGUGACUGUAUAGUCCAACUGUGGCUUCAUGUACGAAGAGAAGUUUCGGACGCCACACAGGAAAGCAGUUGAUCUUUUUUGUUAAUCUUUUUAAUGUUUGUGCAGUGACAAAGUAUUUAAUUUGUUCUUAUUCUUCUCCAGAUGAUUGGUUUUCCUGUAUCUAUGUGUCAUAUAUUGUUAAUUCUCAUGUGUAAAUAUAAUAUGAUGAUUUUCUCAUUUUCUGGUGCCUUUACAGGAGCAGCAAUAUCUCUGUUUUUUUAAACCAACAUUAUGUGAUUAAUAACAUUUAAACAAGUGCAUUAGGGAUAUUCGUACACUGGGUUUGUUGUGGAUCAAGUAUUAUCAUUGUAUUAAUGAAGGUCAUUGGGGAUGAGCUAUGUUACUUUAAUCACUGGGCUUUGUCACAAUCUAGACUGCUUUUUUUCUGCUCCAGAUUCUAUUUAAUUGUGAUUUGUCACUUCAUGCUAUGUAUCUAUAAAGCUGAACAUAAAUAAAAUAUUGGGUGUCGUUA
Trichomycterus rosablanca is the source of this 4489-nucleotide messenger RNA. It is a transcript of the gene rhpn2, whose product is annotated as rhophilin, Rho GTPase binding protein 2. The transcript is spliced from 15 exons. NCBI's taxonomy places the organism in Eukaryota, Metazoa, Chordata, Actinopteri, Siluriformes, Trichomycteridae. The record is from RefSeq and is a predicted model, not a curated record. Gene Ontology annotation, molecular function: protein binding. The coding region runs from base 191 to 2224 and encodes 677 amino acids. Gene Ontology annotation, biological process: signal transduction; negative regulation of stress fiber assembly.